Acanthosepion pharaonis is the source of this 690-nucleotide messenger RNA. Lineage: Eukaryota; Metazoa; Mollusca; Cephalopoda; Sepiida; Sepiidae. The record is from the annotation of a GenBank genome assembly.
AUGACUCAAGUAGCUUUCUUUGUCUGUUCAUAUCUAUCUAUCUAUCUAUCUAUCUAUCUAUCUAUCUAUCACAGUCAUUUGGUAUCUCUCUAUCUAUCCCAGUCACUUGGUAUCUAUCUAUCUAUCUAUCUAUCUAUCUAUCUAUCUAUCUAUCUAUCUAUCACAUACCUUGAUCUAUCUAUCUAUCUAUCUAUCUAUCUAUCUAUCUAUCUAUCUAUCUAUCUAUCUAUCACAUACCUUGGUAUCUAUCUAUCUAUCUAUCUAUCUAUCUAUGACAGUACCUUGGUAUCUGUCUAUCUAUCUAUCUAUCUAUCUAUGACAGUACCUUGGUAUCUAUCUAUCUAUCUAUCUAUCUAUCUAUCUAUCUAUCUAUCUAUCUAUCUGUCACACUCCGAACCUUACAAGAGAUCACCGGAUGGCACGGUCCUCAGCAGGCGAAAUGGGGAAUGCCACAAUCCUCGAAAGAUUCCUUUCGCGUGUCUUUAUAACGUUUCUUUCGUCUGGCGAGUGAGCGCUUGCCUGUGCAUAGAUCACCAUAGAGCAGUCUCUUUGGAAGUCGACAAUCAGCCAUGCGGCGAACGUGGAGCUGAUAACGCAGUAGGAUGUCACGGAUGGUCUCCAUCCCAGCACGCUAAAGCACUUCAGUGUCUGGGACUCAGUCCUGUCACUUUACACGGAGCAGGGUCCUGA